AUGUUCAAUUUUAGAAAGCUGCCCCUUUUCGACAGGGACCAAACGAAAGAUACAGGUGAUGUACAAAACUUUCUGAAUAGCCACGAAGGGAUAUAUUUUUCGACUUCCAAAAAAUUUAUCAACGUGUUUGUAGACAAGCUGCUUUUUAUAGACCCCGUUAAUCUAAACGUUACCACAAUAAACUCAGAUUUGUUGGUCGUCGAUUUUUGUUUUUGUGACAAAACGAAUAACCUCAUUGUGCUUGGCAAAAGCAAGAAUGCCCUAGUAUGCAGCAUCUACAACAUCAGGGCGUACAACUUCACCCUGCUGAAAAAAAUACAACUAAGUAAGAACAUCGAGAAUAUAAAGAAGACGCUAAUUUCAAAGUGUCUCGGGUAUAUAACUACCCUAGAAAAUAAAAAAAUCUCAUUUUAUCACAUAAAUAAUGAUUACUCUAUUACGAAAAGUGAAUUAACCCAAGUGGAGGAGGAAGACCUUUACGAAAAUAUGUUCCUCUGUAGAGAGGACAUCUUCAUAGUGAUGAAAAAGAAUUCUAUAAAUGUGUACAGACUGAUCAUAAAAGAUUCUACCAUAAGUUAUACAUUCAUCGAAUGCAUCCCGUUAGAGAAAAAGUACUCUUCGAAAACGAGCGGAGGAACCCCCAAUGGAGGCACCAGCAACAGCGACAACAAUGGGGAAGAAGACCCCACGAGUGACCACACCAGUAGCAGCAAUAAUGAUAACGGACCACCUCCUUUCCACGAGCCGGUGUUGUCCACGUACAACGAAGAAAUAAACGUGUUAUACAUCUGCCACAACGUAUUGAAACUUCUCUUUGUUGUAGACCUCAGCAAUAGAAGUUUGGAAUACAUUUUGCUAGAAAAUAAAGUAAUAAAUCUGUUCGCAGUAAAAUUUUAUUUAAUCCUUCUCACGGAAGUUAGAAGAAAGUUUUAUGUGAACAUAUAUGUGAUACAUGAAGAAAUGAAAAUGCAGGUCUUCCGAGGGACGUUCAACUGCCUCAUAACAAACGUCCUAUUUUUUAACAACUUACUGUUUCUAAUUGUGGACGAAUACAUACACCAGCCGGAGGUGAAGGUAGACAAAUUCUAUUUCUACGAACAACUAAAAAUGAAAUGGAAUGCAGUUGGAGAGGUAAACCAUGGGAAGAACAGCAAAAGUGAUAGCAUAAGCAACAUCUUCAAAGAAACAGAAAGCAGCAAAUCGAAAAGUUUCGAUAUUCUCAAAAUGUACAAUGACAGUAUUAACAAUAAUAGUGGAAGUAGCAACCUGAUGAAAGGCGAUUUAAAGUAUGAUAUAUUUUUGGAUAGAAAAGAUGAGGCCCGAAAAGAUGAAGCACGAAGAGAUGAAGCCUCAAGAGAUGAAGCCCGAAGAGAUGGAAAUAACAGCGCAGAGGAGAAACACUACUACUCGGAAAAGCUAUUUAAAUUAAACAAACUUUUUAAAAAUUGUAGAAAUCAAAUCAAAAUCGUUUUAAAAGAAAAAAACAUGAACGAAAUUGUACACAUGUUUAAAAAGAAAAAGUUGUUCCUCUGGUUAUUAAAAUUUGCCGACUUGAACAAAAAUUAUCACACCAUUAACUUCGGCCAUAUGCAUCACAUAUAUGCCGAUUUUUUAUUCGAAAAGGAAAAGUACGAGCUAGCUAUGCACCAUUACAUCAACACCAUAGGCUUCCUAGAAACGGCCAUCGUUAUUCACAAAUAUUUAAACCUAGAGUUAUAUGAAUAUUUAUCCAGAUAUUUGGAAAAAUUGCACCAAGUUCAUCUCUUCAAUGACGAGCACACCAUGAUGCUUCUCACUUGCUACAAGAAAGAAUGCAAGAAGAAAAAAAUCAUAUCCUUCAUAAGGAACAAUAAAAACAAAAUAAAUUUGCAAAAAACGUACAAGUUUUUAUCCAACGUGGGGUACUACAAUGUCGUUUUGAAGUUUUCAAAAAAGAAUAAAGACCACUUGACGUAUAUCUCCAUCCUCAUUGACAAAUUCGAAAAUUACGAAAAGAGCCUCAAAUAUAUAUUCAUGUUGGACGUAGAAAAUAUAUGCAUUUUGCUCUUUCGCUAUGGGUACAAGUUUAUCAAAUAUUUCCCUCAACGCACCAUUUUUUUGUUAAAAAGGAUCAUUAAAAAGUACAAUUUAAAUUUGACCAUAUUUAUUCCCCUAUUCCUUGACAACAUAGAUUUUUUGUUUCUUUUUAUCCUUAAAUUUCUCGAUAAAAAAAAUUCAAAGGGGGAAGAAAGAAGAAGAAUCGUGAUGGAGGCAGAUGACCCAGGUAGGGAUUCCCCCCCAAGUGGGCAAAACCUUUCGAUGAAGCAGGGGGACGACCUCCGAAGAUUUACCCACGAAAGAGAUAGCCUCCCCCCCCUCGCCAACGACACAAUCGCCAACGACGAAGCCGCGACGACGGCCAACAUCAUAAGUAACAAAAAGAUAGAGUUCGACAUCUUCAAUGGGGAAUAUGACUACAUCCUCUUCGUCACCGUCAUGCAGAUUCUACUUCAGAAGUACAAGACAAAAGAAAAAGAGAACCACGUCCUCACCUUCAACAUAGAUAAGCUGAUCAAAAAUGAAGAUAAAAAUAUAACCUUCUUAUCUGCCAUCCUGCUGUCCAUUUAUAACUACAACAAGGGGCUUCUCUACGUCUCCAAUAAAAUGAACAAGCAUGACAUGUCCUUCCUUUUUACUACCCAAAAGAUGGUGAAAAAAUUCAGACUGAUUUAUGCUAAGCAGGCUUUACACCCCCCACUGCAGCAAAUCAAACUUCACAGUGAUAACCCCCCCCUGCGAAGUUACAACUUAAUGCAAAUUACAGAUGAAAAAUUUGCGAAAAAGCUAUUUAACACGUGUAUGCACCUCAUGAAGGUAAAAGGCUCCAUGUGCCACAAUUACAUUUUUUAUUACCUGUCUUUACUAAAUGAUGACAAGUACCUCACGCGGUUUGUAAAAACGUUAAAUAAAAAAUCAUCCAUAUCGUUGCUGCACCUGAUAAACGUUCUGCGAAAGUACAACAAAAAUUAUGGGUGCGUGAAAAAAUUGGUGAUUUCCUAUAUAAACCAAAUGGAUAGAAAUAUAAAUAAAAAAUAUGCCCAAAUAGUGAGAGAUAAAAGGGAGUUAUAUAAAAUUAAAAAAAAAAAAAAAGCCAGCCAAAAGUACAACUUUCACAUUAUUGAUAAUACUUAUUGUUCCAUCUGCAAAGAAAUGUUAUCCGUCCCAAUUAUCCACUUCUUGUGCAAUCAUUCCUAUCAUUUUUAUUGCCUAAAUGGGGAGGAAGAUUGCAUCCUUUGUCGAAAUAAGGAUAAUGAAAAGAAGUUACUGAAGGAAAAAGCCAAAAAUGCCAUCAACAAUUUUGAUGAAUUUUUUAAAUAUUUGCAAGGCUCUCAAGAUAAGUUUUCCUUCAUUUCGAAUUAUCUAUCUUAUGGUGUUACUCCAAGUAAGUGA
Molecule: messenger RNA, 3429 nt
Organism: Plasmodium vivax (malaria parasite P. vivax)
Lineage: Eukaryota; Apicomplexa; Aconoidasida; Haemosporida; Plasmodiidae
Exons: 3
Coding region: 1-3429 (1142 amino acids)
Biological process (GO): endosome organization; vacuole organization; organelle fusion
Cellular component (GO): endosome; HOPS complex
Molecular function (GO): protein-macromolecule adaptor activity
Source: RefSeq, a predicted model, not a curated record